This is a messenger RNA of Ceraceosorus guamensis, 4161 nucleotides long. RefSeq lists its product as hypothetical. The record is from RefSeq and is a predicted model, not a curated record. Gene Ontology annotation, molecular function: potassium ion leak channel activity. The transcript is spliced from 4 exons. Gene Ontology annotation, biological process: potassium ion transmembrane transport; stabilization of membrane potential. NCBI's taxonomy places the organism in Eukaryota, Fungi, Basidiomycota, Exobasidiomycetes, Ceraceosorales, Ceraceosoraceae. The coding region runs from base 391 to 4131 and encodes 1246 amino acids. Gene Ontology annotation, cellular component: membrane.
CCCGCUGCCCCGAUUAUGCGACACGGUUCUUACUCGCAAUCAAUCAUAACACGGUGAAUGUUGACAGUCGGUGUCUUGUCUCAUACUUUUCGAACGACUACAUGUUUCCAGCUCUCUACGACGAUCCACAUCCGCGGACAAAUACAGCCCACUCGAUCUCAGUGGAAUUCUCUUUGCGACCCGAAACGUAGCUUGUUUCAGCCCCAUUCUCGGCACACCGAUCGCGUGCCUGGCUCGAAGAGUGCGGAUCGCAUCAGGUGCGACCAUCUCUUGGGCUGAUCCACCGCACUGCUACGUCCAGACAGCACAAUGAUCAUCGAGCUUGGCAGCAGAUAGCACUAGCAAACCACAGGUCUUGGGAAGGAAUUGCGAGUCGCUUGCGCAGCCGCCAUGAAGGGCGAUCGAAGCGAAGCGGCUUCCCGUCGUAGCAGCGUCACGUCUGAUCGUCUACAUCGCCGCGGAUCUCAUCCGGACUCUUCCUCUUCUUCAGCUCGACGAAAUGGUAAGCCUAGGAAGACGGGAGAUAUCGAAGGCCAACAGGAAGCUGAUGGGGAAAGCGACGAAAGCAAUGAAGAUCGCCUGGUGCGGAGACUUCAUCCAGUCAGCAGAAGCGAGGAGGACGAGGAAGAAGCUGAAGCUAGCGCCGAGGAUGCGCAAGAGAGCUUCGAAGAAAGCGUAGACGAAGAUGCGAUGCCAGUGCAAGGCCAGCCAUCCUCUAACGAACACUCUGCCGCUCCGCUCAACCCUGAGGAGUCGGCGCAUGCAACCCACGUGUCCGGACAGUCGAUUCGGAAGAGGCGAGGUCACGUUCCAGCUCCUGUCGUUGUCAAGGACUUUGCGAAGCCCACUCUGGCUCUCGCAUCCCCUUCUUCUAGCGGCAAGCCUUCAAGCGGUGUGCCCAUGGCGCGCGCCGUCAGCUUCAGACCCGACGAGCCCAAAGCUCAGCGAUUGGCUAGACAGGAACAAAGCACUGCCAUUUGGCCCGAUCAGGCAUCAGGCUCGACGCGGCAGACAGAAGAUGGUGAUGAAUGGGACGCGAGCUCCAUAAUGACUGCAACAACCGCAACCGAUGCCGACACGGAGGGAACGUCGGGUGCGGGUCGAGACUAUCGUGGGCGCUUCGCUCCCUUGCGCGUGCUCCGACGGCAUCGCGCCAAAGAGGAGGCGGAAGCAGAAGCGGAGCUGUCUUCGGAUGAAGAGAUGGAGAAGGAAGCUCGUCAAGUUCGAAUCUAUCGUAGAACACCAGUGGUCAGCGGAACCAUUGCGCCUUUCAGCAUCAUGCUCGAGAUUCCAGGCAUCACUUCUCGAUGGUAUGUUCGCACCGGUCCGGACAACAGACCCAUCGCCUAUCGCAACAAUCCAAUCAUUCUGGACGUGGGACUCGCCAUCUCUCUUGCCUGCGCCGUGGUAGCCAACUUUUGCAUCAUUGCGCGCUUCACCGAGAGGCUGUCUCCUCGAACAUCAACCCUCAUCGCUAUUCUAGGCUUUUGUUUGCACGAUAUUGUCAAUUGUGUGGCGCUCAUCAUCUUUGGCGUGGUGCAUGCCGUCGACGAUGGUUUUACGUACUCGGAGUCCUACUGGAUGACUGCUGCCGCUACUGCGGUCUCUAUGCUCUGCACAGUCAGCCUCAUUUGGGACUUUGCAUCCACCAAGAGGUUUCAACAUGCAGGAAGCGGCCUCACGCCCAAACAAACCAAGCUCGUCCUCGUCAUCAUGUCCUUUUUGGUAUAUCUUUCCCUCUCCGCACUGAUCUUUGCACUCUUGCACUCGCCAAGCCUCAACUUCCUGGACAGCGUCUACUUUACCGUCGUCACUUUCCUCUCCAUUGGUUUUGGCGACAUUGCACCCAAUGACGUCGCUAUGAGAAUCCUGUUCCUCUUUUUGAUGCCUCCUGGAAUAGUCCUGCUAGGUCUCGUGAUUGCAACAGCACGCGAGUCGAUCUUAGAGGAGUUUGAGCUGAGCUACAAGAAACGACGAGCCCUGUUCAGACAGCGGCUCAAGGAGCGAUCUGAAGCUCGCAGACAUAAUCGAAGACUCACUCGAGCCGUUCGCAAGAGCUUCGGAAGGGGCGGAGCCGCCGUGGCAGGCAGCGCCAGCAAAGCAAACAACGGCGCCGACGCCCUGCCUCCGGAGGACGCGAGUCUGAAGCACCUUCGCAACGGAGUGGCAGAACUCGCUACUGCACAAAGCUUGGGCCCGACUGGCACGCACGAAUACUUGGAUUGCUCCCCGGGCGCAGAAGACCCAGAGCGAUCGCCCACCCAGAUUGCCCGAAUUCGGGACGUGUCAGAAUGGUUGCGUGGCGGUGGCGGAAGCCCACACCGUAGUUUCUCCAUCGGCGCAAAGCAUGGCCGAAUUGGAAGCAACUUGGAAGCAGCCAAGCACGACGCAGUCCGAGCUUCUCCGCCAUCUAGUGUCACGCCGUUGCAGGGUAUCGAGACAAGGGAAGAGAGCUCGCCGACGGUCCCGGUUGCGUGUGGAGCCUCGACAGAUGUGAGACGAGUGGACGGAGACGAUGGUGGAGUAGUGAUGGCCGAGCCGUCGCCUGCGCCUGCGCCUGCGCCUGCGCCAGCGCCGGCACUCAGCAGCUUGGCACAAGAGAUGGCCCAAAUGGAAGCUGCGCUGACCACGCAGAGGCAAGUGCUGGACGAAACUUGGAAAUCUUUUCGUCAGCAACUCGACGCAUCGGAGCAGCGCCAAUUUUGGCUGAAGCUCGCUGGCAGUUUUCUGCUCUUUCUGGCUUUCUGGCUUGUUGGAGCCGCAGUCUUCUCCGCCACGGAAGGCUUCACUUUUUUCCAAGCGCUGUACUUUGCCCUCGUCGCUGCUUCGACCGUGGGCUACGGAGAUUUCUCUGUCAGCACGCCGGCAGGCAAAGCGUUCUUCAUCUGCUGGAGUUUGCUCGGAGUCGGAGUGCUGUCCAUCUUGUUUGCCGUCAUGUCCGAUGCCUGGGCUAGCAUGGCUGCUAAAAAUAGCGGCAAGCGGAAGACUCGUCGUGCUGGAGCGCGAAUCUCGGCAGCCAUUCGCAGCUCGCUUCAUCUUCGCGGAAGCAAGCCCGCAGAUGCGAAUCAGGCGUGUGCAGAGGGCGGAACAGCGACGCGUGGUGUCGGGGACGUGAAGACGGCUGUACCCGACAGCCCUUUGGCGGCCGCUGCGGAGAAAGAUGCUCAAGCCCUCACGCUCGAGAAGAAGAUGAGCAUCGACGAGUCUGCUUACAAAAACCCCGCAGACAACGCAACUACCACAGAAAGUGUUGGAAUGGAGGCCUUGACGCCAGUCGCAACACGAACGACCCUCAAUUCUGACUUGGUCCAGGCUUCUCCGAGUAGGUACAGAGGCGGAGGCUUCUUGAGGCGCGCUUUGACUCGAGAUUCGACAUGGCGCAUGGAGUCACCGAGACGUUCCAUGUCCAUGAUACCUACCCAAAGCGCGGCGUUUCUGGGCUCUGCAGAGGCAUUCGACUCCGGUGAUGGAGACGCUGCGCCAAAGGAAAUGAUUGGAGACUCCAGCCCUUCGGCACCACUCGAGCCAAAGGCGAUGGCUGCCUCUCUUGCACCUCACGAGCUUCCUGUGCACUUUGCGCGUCACGCCUUGUCCUUUCACAAACACGGCUUUGCCAUGAUGCACACACAGCGAGCGCAAAUUGCACACGCUAUCCGUCAUCUUCCAGCUAUGGCUCGCGUAGAACAUCGCUUGAGACGCCAGCGGACGCUCGAUCCGCGACAUACUACAAAGAUAAGCAAGGCGGACGAGCAGGAAAUCCUGCAGGCUGCUCAGGAAAGCUCGGAGCCUGGAUUGGAAAUCGCCGUCCGACAGUGGAUCGAAAUGAUGUCGAUCGAAGACCUCUUGCAUCAGAUCUUUGCGGUGUCGUCCACCAUGUCGGAAUCGCUCGCGGAAAUCGAUUCGCUUCGCGCCGAAGUCGCGCAGUUGAAGGCUGCCAAGGGCGAUGAUCUCGAAGGAAGGAAAGGGAUGCCGGAAAGCGCACGAGAGAGCACUCUACCGCAGCAGCUCGCCUCGAGUGAUGCACCGCCCGCCUCGUUGCCUGACCCUUCCUCCAUCACGUAUGCCGGUCACAGAAGCGAUUCGCCGGAGCACUACGAUAUGCGCCGCAGCGACAGCCCCGUCUCCAUGUAACUUACUUGCACAAUGUAUUUUUCAGCUGAC